Pseudocercospora fijiensis CIRAD86 is the source of this 3779-nucleotide messenger RNA. RefSeq lists its product as uncharacterized. The record is from RefSeq and is a predicted model, not a curated record. NCBI's taxonomy places the organism in Eukaryota, Fungi, Ascomycota, Dothideomycetes, Mycosphaerellales, Mycosphaerellaceae. The transcript has a single exon. The coding region runs from base 1 to 3345 and encodes 1114 amino acids.
AUGAGCACUGUGUCGUCCACUGUCGCUUCAGUCGCUUCACUUACCACCAACAUCGCCUUGUCGAGCGUUGGUCUGGCUGUCGCGCACCGGGAUACCAACGACAACGACACCAGCGACUGUGAGGAUAUCCCCGUUCGCACCCGCACCGGCAUGACUACUGCCACCUUCGCCGCGACGUACCAUCUCGACACCACCCUCCCGCACGCCCGCAACCCUCUGUCCACGCCUUUUGCCUACUCGCCCGCUCAGCCACGGCGUCUGGCCAGCGAAAACACUCACCAUGCCCGCUCACGCGCCGCCAGCACCACCAAGCUAGCGCAGAAGAGAUACAGCUUGACACCCUCGACUUCAGGCUUUGGCUCAGGCAUGGAACGGUCCCGGAGGGCUGACGAGCGCAAUGGCGAAGGCAGAGGGACACCAACACCGGCAGCAGCGUUUGACAGGCACAGCGGAGGCCUGACGCCAAACACCACCUGGUUGCGCCGCCUGUCUAGCAGUCUUUCCACCUCACGCGACUCCAGUCGGACGCCCUCGUCUCGCCCCGGCUCGGCUGCUGUCUCUUACACCAACGGAUCGUACGCCAUAUCGCAGUCAGGCUCGACCACCCCCAUAUGGCCAGACAACACCCAGCUCCAACUGCCCGCCCUGCCACCCAACAAGCUCGUCAAGCGCUCUUCCUCGUUGCAUAGCGCCAAUGGCUCCACUCCAGGAUCAGGCUCUCGGAUUCCCGUGUUUCGAAGACCUCUCACGAGUCAUCAACGUUCCACUCCGCUGAAGGACGGACUCUCUGGUUCUGACAGUAACAUUGAUUUCCCAAAUGCACCUGGCGCUCCACAGUCUCGCAAUGCUCAAUGGCGGCCAUACUUUACGCCUCGCAUCGCUCCGGAGCAAAUACAUCCGGCCAAGCGUCGUCGAUCUACGAGCAUUCCCAAUCCCGUACGGAGAGUCUACCCUGAUCGAAGGUACACUCCGACUCUUGUUUCGACGAAGGACGUGGUGCAUCGUGCCGACGUAGAGCUCGAUGACAGCCUCAGUGAGUAUGAGCUCGAUGCAAACCCCAAAAUGGCAGCAAGUUCGGCUUCUUCGCCAUUUCCUUCCCAAGUUGCCCAUUUCGAGGCAGCCGCGUCUCCACGAAGGUCUUUCUCGAUUGGUGACUUACUGUCUACCGGACCACACCCGUUGUGGAGACGUCCGUCUACUAGCAAAGGUCGUCCUUGGUCAUCGAAAUCUUUGCGCAAGUCCAGACCCAGAGUGGUUUCUGAACCUCAAGUGUCCAUGGGAAUCAAUGCCAGCAGAUUGACUGGACUUGAUGUCGAACGUCCAGCGAAGCGUCGAGGCCUUACAGAUCCAGCAACCUCGCGGCGCAGCGUCUACUCCUCAUCAAGCAGCAUCCCGCCCUACGAAAUUGACCUGAAUCUGGGCAUUGAAGACUCAGGCCUGGAUUACACCUAUGAUCAGUCGCGCAUUUCCGAACCACCGUCCCGGAGUGCAACGCCAGAUCACUAUCGGCUACCACUCCCAAUAGCUUCAGCCUCUGCAUCGAACACCACGCGAAUCUCUGGAGCUCAUUCAGAGGUCACGUCUACAGUUGGUUCUGAUAGCGAAUAUCGAUCCGCAGGUGACAACAGCACUGAUUAUCAAAGUGAAAGCUACUAUGAUUCAUUUCCCACUCGAACAACACGCAGCAGCUCUGGCCGUCGGGGGCCACACAUCGAGACCAUUUUCGACGAAUCCCCUCCGACCUUCUCGUCCGGACGGAGCACAAAGCUGAGGGACUUCCUUAGUGAUGGUCACGAGCAUAACGGACGCUACAGUACAAUCGAAGAAGAGGAGAGCGUUCUUACAACACCCGUGCGGUCGGUUCGCAAUAGAAGUGUGACAUCUACGCCAUCAGCGCGACAUGGCGUUUCGCACAACUUUACUUCCUCUCCACCGGUCCUAGGAAUUAUGCCGGAUCCGGAUGACAUUGACUGGGAUGCUGAAGAGGAUGAUGUGAAGGAUAAUCGUGGUCUGGGCAUCCAGCAACACUCCUCUGUGCCUUCCUUCAACAGCGCAACAUAUUCGUCUGGAGCUCCCUUCCGAUUUGGACCAGCCUUGCGGCCUGCCUACGCGCAGUCAGCCAACACCACGCCGCUACGCAAUGGGUACUCGUCGAUGGAGAAGGCGAGCUUAUUUGACUGGGCUGAACCCCAGCCUAGCCCGAGCCAUCCCAAUCGCUCCCCUCCGCGGCCUAGAACGGUGCAUGGAAAGAAGGAUCAGGAUAGCCGUGGGAGCCGGCCAGUCGGUCGACGGCCAGUCAGCGGGAUGCACGCUCGCAGCCAUAGUGUUCCCGUGGUGCCAGAUCUCGACGGGAAGCGCAAUAAUGUGGUUGCCAACAAAUUUGGCACCUGGGGCGUGGGCAGUAAAGGAGUCACUGAGGAUUGGAAUGAAGAUUUCGACUUUGACGAGCCACAAUUGAUGGUUCAACAUCUGGAGCAGGAUGAGAAGCGGAUUGACAGCGGCCACGAAAUGUUUGUGCCCAGGUCGAUCCGAGAGCAGCAGCAGAACGUGGUUGCUAACAUAGGACUGCUUCGAGAAUGGGGACUCUUAAUCGAAGAAUUGAAAGAGCUUCGCGUUCGAGCGGUUGCCCUGGAGAUGUUGUCCGGGCCUUACGCUCGCGCAUGGCAAGAAGUGGACGCCAUGAUCGAGCUCGCCGACCAGGAGACCGAAGAACAGACAUUGGAGCCACGACGUACACCGCCUUCUUCGCCUGGGUUCGACAUGAGUGCGUUCGAGGACGCCACUCCCAGCAAGGGCAGCGCGCGAUCUCGCCAGUCUUCGGUGCACCAACCUGGACAAGAUAAUUCGCUCGCCGGCUCACCUGCGGUGGCGAGGACGAACUUGGGAACUCAAAGCACACCAGCAGUCACAAGGCCGCGCAAAGACUCAGAGCUGGUGGCGCAGAGCGUGAUUGCUGCGCUGCAGACGAAACGCAGCGCGACAGACCCAGCAGCAGCGCAGUCCGCUUACCUGACCAACCGAAAAGUUCCGUUUGAUACUGCGACGCUCCGACACAUUGUCCCAUAUGUCAACAGUCUCAAGCGGAAAGUAAAAGAUGCCUUGCGGGAGACUGAAGGUCUUUCAAGUCCACAUCGCAAACGACCUCAUCCUCCUCCUGCAGAGGGCAGUCCCCACGGCAAUGAACCGGCGUUCCGCAGCAUCUUCAACUCCCCACAAGACGAUGAUGUAACGACUCUACGACAGUCACGACGCGAGCAGGCAGCGACCGAUAAUGAUGAAUCCGACUCGUCGCUCGCCCAGUCCGAUGGCCUGGCUAAUAGAAUGCAGCGGAUGACAUUUACUUGAUCACAUGCAGUUUGUGCCUUUUUUUGACGAUCGAACGAACAGGCGUGUUGCCUUUCUUUAUAAUGCGCAUCGACUUCAUGUGCCUGGACCAGAUAGGUCCAUUUUCUACAGCAUACACAGAUGGAGUUACAGCACCCAUUUUGGCGGGGACCAAAAGCGAGGGCGGAUAUCUGGCCGCGACGCUCGCAAGGGCAAAGGCGUUUAGCACAGCAUAUGUACAACAGGGCGCGUUUGGCUGUCUUGUUCUCGACCGGUCACAGAUUGUGCGCCAUGGCGAAAGCACUGCACAUUGCGUGAUGCUUUGGAAGCAUGCUCUUUUUCUCGACUGUUCAAUAGAUGCUCUAGCAUAGCGGUGGAGGGCCUUUCUGGUAGCUCUAGCAUAUUGGUAUAGAAAAGAGCGGCUGCGACGAGGGCAGCACGGAGACUGCCUCUAG